Didymodactylos carnosus is the source of this 2166-nucleotide messenger RNA. NCBI's taxonomy places the organism in Eukaryota, Metazoa, Rotifera, Eurotatoria, Philodinida, Philodinidae. The record is from the annotation of a GenBank genome assembly.
AUGGAUAGAAUUGUAGUUGUAACAAAGGCAACUGAUCCAGUUUAUGCAGGUGUUUAUGUAACACCAAGUAGAGUAUUGUUUAUUCAAGAGAUUAUAUCGAUACAAUAUUUCCAUCAAGGCGCCAGCACAUUUAGACAUUGUAUGUUAAUUGGAGUAAUUAUGAAAGAUGAGCAGAUUGAAAUAAUAAAUACAACAGAAGAUGAAAAAAAAUUACAAAAAACUGUUUUAAAGUGGCUAAAUCGCAAAGAAAUUACAGUGGAUGAUUUGAUAAUUAAUCGCAAGAAUAAAACUAUAAAAAUUUCAUCUGACAUUUUACAACAAAUAGGGUACUGUUUUUGGAAUGGAUCUGAAAUCCCUGAAGAUAUUGAAGAAUCUUUUAAGUUGUUUCAAUUCUUGGCAACAGAAUUAGGUUCUGCUGUUGCCUUUUAUGAUUGCGCAGAUUAUUACUUCGCAAAAAAGAGUUUCGACAAGGCGGCGACAAAUUGUAAAUUAGCAAUUAACAAAGGAUAUAACACAUAUGAUUUACAGAUAUUAAUGGGCAAAAUUUUUGUUGCAAAACGUGAAUAUUCUGAAGCAAUUCAGCAUUUCGAAGAGGCAAUAAGGAAACUUAAAUCUUCUUCGGAUAAUGACGCUGCUAUAGAGCUGGGAUUUUCAAUUGCGAAAAGCUUAUGUGAGGAAAAGAGAUUCCAGGAAGCGAUUAAAUGUUUAAGAUUAUGUGUUGAAGAACUUGAAUUAGCUCCUGAACAAAGUGAAAAUGCAAGAAAGAUUGAAAAAAAGUGCUUAAAGGGGCAAUUAACACAAUUAUAUACAGAAAUUAAUAAAAAGGUUGAUAAUACAGACGAAAAUGGAGUAUGUAAAAAAGUUCAACAAAUGAAUUCGUCCCCCGCAGUGGAUUUACCACCAGGCUGGUUCCAGAUAUCCGAGGAAUUAGACGGUUUUGAUAUCAAUGCAUGUGGUGAAUUAGAUGCUGCCGUUAAGAUUGUUGAGCGUGAAGAGCAAGCCGCAAAUGCUGCACUAGAAGUCGCUAGAAACCAUGUAAAAAUGGCUCGUGAAAGUAAAUUGUCACAGUCAGUAACUGAAGCCCUUCGGACAAAACUAAAACAAUUCAAAAGAAACUAUGAAGAAUUCGAAAAAAAGAAAGAAAUGAUUUUAGAAGCUUACCAGACUUACGGUAAUAUUACCGAGAAAAUCAUUCGUCGACAAACUCAAACAGAGUAUCGUUUCUUUGAUUCUCACAGAACCCGUAACGAAAAAACAUUUGAGUUAUCAGAGGCCCUAGAAAGUAGACGCCUGAGCGAAAAUGUUCUGGAACCUUUGAAACUCGGCGUUGAGCAGAUUCCUCCUACACGUCGUUUGAUUACAGCUGAACGCUCUACUAUGGAAACUUCAGUUGAAAUAUUUGGUCGUCCUUCGCAGCCAUACGACACCAAAACCGGAUGGUUGUCUAACCCAGCUCAACGCAAAACAUCACCAGGCGUUUACUCAGCCUAUACACAGGAUUACUCUUUUACUGAAACUUUAACAAUUGGUAGUUCAGAUAUUAAAUAUAAACAAAGGACUAAUCCACAUUGUAAUCACUUAGGUGAUUAUCAUAUGGAAAGUAUAGGUAGUUAUGCCCAAAUUAUUGCUGUAUUGAACAAAAUUACUGGAUCUAAAGCAGAACAUGAGAAACAACUUGUGGAAUUGAUGUUAGCAUUCUCACACGAUGGAAAACCUGCUACCUUACAGAACUUACGAGCUAUAAAUAAUGCAGUAACUAACGAUAACGUCGAUUAUAAAGAUCAUGAGUUACCGUUGGCUACAGUUCAAGCACGAGCAUUACAACUUAUGAAAAACGGAUAUUUAAAAAUUGAGGAAGUAUUUUCCGAAAACGCUCCAUACGGAGUUUUCACCGGUAAAGAGAUCGGUAAGAAUAUGGACAACUUACGUGAAAAAAUCAUUCGUAUUAACGACUUAUAUCAUAAGGCUAUACUCGAACAACGAUCAAGUAACCGUUUCCCAUAUAUUGAACUCUGGAAAACCCAUUCAUCUGUCAAAACGUUAGCAACACGUAAAGAACUUCAUCGUGAAUUAAGAGAAACAUUUGGUGGGGAAAGUGACACUGAUGGGGAAGGAUAUGAAUCGAAUGAUGAAAAAGAAACACUUAGCAAUAAGAUCAAGUUUUAA